This is a messenger RNA of Lycium ferocissimum, 1289 nucleotides long. Its product is annotated as cytochrome P450 77A1-like. The transcript has 2 exons. Gene Ontology annotation, molecular function: oxidoreductase activity, acting on paired donors, with incorporation or reduction of molecular oxygen, NAD(P)H as one donor, and incorporation of one atom of oxygen; heme binding; iron ion binding. Bases 69 to 1289 code for a protein of 406 amino acids. NCBI's taxonomy places the organism in Eukaryota, Viridiplantae, Streptophyta, Magnoliopsida, Solanales, Solanaceae. The record is from RefSeq and is a predicted model, not a curated record. Gene Ontology annotation, cellular component: membrane.
CAAGCCAUUUUCCUUUCUUAUACUCCUAAACAGUCCCAUGUUUUUCCACUAAGUUCAUUUUACUAGCAAUGGAGUACUUCAUUUUCACAGCAUUUGCCUUUGUCCUCACAGCUUUCAUCUUCCUAUUAACCCAAAAAACCAAAUCCAAAAAACUAAACCUUCCUCCCGGUCCAUCAGGUUGGCCGGUCGUCGGUAACCUUUUUCAAGUGGCCGGUCCCGGUAUUCAAUUUUUCCAGUACAUUAGAGAUAAUCUCAAACCAAAAUAUGGUUCAAUUUUCACACUCAAAAUGGGUGCACGUACUUUGAUUGUUAUCACUAGUGCUGACUUAGCUUACGAAGCUUUAAUCACAAAGGGUCAUAUUUUCGCUACCCGUCCGAGAGAAAACCGGACCAAAACCAUCUUCAGUUGCAACAAAUUCACCGUCAAUUCAGCGAGUUACGGUCCAGUAUGGCGGUCCCUAAGAAAAAAUAUGGUACACAACAUGCUUAGUUCGAUCAGAUUGAAAGAAUUUCGCCAUUGUAGAGAACUGGCUAUGGAUAAAAUGAUCGAAAGAAUUCGUAUGGAUGCUGAGGCCAAUAACGACGUCAUUUGGGUGCUGAAAAACGCGCGUUUCGCGGCGUUUUGGAUUCUUUUGGCUAUGUGUUUUGGUAUUGAAAUGGAAGAGAAAAUGAUUGAAACUAUUGAUCAAAUGAUGAAGGAGGUUUUGAUCGUGCUUAUUCCGAGGUUAGAUGAUUAUCUUCCGAUGUUGAGCUUAUUUGUUGGUUACAAACAACGUAAAAUAGUUAAAGAAGUUCGUAAGCGACAAAUCGAAACAAUCGUCCCUCUGAUCGAGAAACGUCGUAAAGCUAUACAAAAUCCUGGGUCCGACAAGACUGCAGCCUCAUUUUCGUACCUAGAUACUUUGUUUGACAUUAAAGUCGAAGGUAGAAAGUCAGGACCGACAAAUCCAGAGCUUGUAACACUAUGUUCGGAGUUUUUGAACGGUGGGACCGACACGACGGCUGCAGUAUUAGAGUGGGCCAUAGGAAGAUUGAUCGAAAACCCUAACAUACAAAAGAAAAUGUACGAAGAGAUCAAAAAAGUAGUGGGUGACAAAAAAGUUGACGAGAAUGAUAUAGAAAAGAUGCCUUACUUAAACGCCGUCGUAAAGGAGGUUUUACGUAAACACCCUCCUGUGUACUUUACAUUUACUCAUACAUAUAUGGAUGCUAACGAGUUUUUCACACAUGGGAUUUCUCAUGACCCGAACGUUUGGUCCGGGAUAGGUUUUUAUCCCGGGAAGAGAUAA